Molecule: messenger RNA, 1339 nt
Organism: Daphnia pulex (common water flea)
Lineage: Eukaryota; Metazoa; Arthropoda; Branchiopoda; Diplostraca; Daphniidae
Product: speckle-type POZ protein-like
Exons: 2
Coding region: 174-1160 (328 amino acids)
Biological process (GO): proteasome-mediated ubiquitin-dependent protein catabolic process; regulation of proteolysis
Cellular component (GO): nucleus; cytoplasm
Molecular function (GO): ubiquitin protein ligase binding
Source: RefSeq, a predicted model, not a curated record
UACAACGCAUUUCACUUCGUUUGUAAUUUUUUUUGGUUGCGUUGUCGAAAGAGAGUGCUGCCUUCCAAUCAAAAGGGUGAUCAUUCAGUUAACUUGGCAAAUUUUUUUUUUUUUCGAAUUUCGGUGCAAUUUAGCCGUCGGCUUCAUCUCCUUCCACGAAGAAUAUCGUUUUCAUGUUUAUGAAAACGCGCCGGCGCAAUCAGACCAGCGUUAAAAUGGCUUCAGCAAAAAAUAUCCGAAAUGGUUUAUUUUCUAUUUCAUGGACAGCAUAUAACAACGGCCAGCAGCAAAUUACUGAAGUAAAAAAUCUGAAUAAAGUUAUUCAAUUUUGCAAACUCAGUUAUGUAAGGAAUGGAGUUAAUGCAGUCCUUGAAAUGGAAAUCCAAUUUUCCGAUACAACUAAGCCAAUCAAAAUGGAAAACCUGCUUGUUGAGGCCUCGAAAAAUGGUGUCAAACAGAAAAUGGCAAUAAAUCAAUCGAAAUGGACAGCUUCAUGGAAAGAUCAAACCUGCCAAUACUGUCACUCACACAGUUAUUGCUCACAAUGUAGAGUCAACCCUCUUGCUACAACUGCUUUAGAGAUUCUUAUUGAUUUGACUCCUGGUUCUCUUAAAAAUGGAUCACAGCAUAUUCUCGAUCACUUGCUGAAUCUGUGGAAAACUAAAACACUAGCUGAUGUCGAAUUCCAAUGCGAUGGAAAAUCAAUCAAAGCUCACACAUUGAUCCUGGCUUCUGGUAGCCCUAUUCUGGCUGCCAUGUUUGAAAACGACUUUAAAGAAAAGCAAGAAAGAGUUGCCAACAUCACGGACAUCAAAGCCAAUAUUUUUGAAAAUCUUUUGAAGUACAUCUACACUGGAGAAACAGCGUUGGAAACUGAAGUCGAAGAUGUAUCCGAGUUGCUGGUUGCUGCCGACAAAUACGCCGUAGAAACAUUGAAAGAAGAGUGUGCACUGUAUUUGUCAAAUGAUUUAAAAGUGGAAAACGCCGCACGUUAUCUAGUAAUUGCUCACCUUCAUAAUUCGACCGUGCUUCACGAGUCUACGCUGCAGUUCAUGUCGCAGAACGCUAAAGCCGUUUGUGCCCGUAAGGAUUGGAUGGAUAUCAUCAAGAAUUAUCCCGAGCUCUGCUUCCAAGCUACGCAGCUUAUGGUCGGCCUGUGAAAAUAUUUCGCCUUACGAAAUACGAAGAUUACCGAAAAACAGGGAUUCCAACCGCAAGAAACCAAUCAAGAUACUUUUCAUGUUCAAUUACCCUGUGUGUUAUGCUGUGGCUUCUUUUGAGUUAUUCGAGUUCUAGGAAUAUUCUAGAUGAUGAGUAAUACAGAAAUUUUGAUUUGCAA